Molecule: messenger RNA, 597 nt
Organism: Cotesia glomerata
Lineage: Eukaryota; Metazoa; Arthropoda; Insecta; Hymenoptera; Braconidae
Exons: 1
Coding region: 1-597 (198 amino acids)
Source: RefSeq, a predicted model, not a curated record
AUGUCUGACAAGUAUAAAAUUGAGGUAUUGAAUUAUAUAACCUCCGAUCCAGCUAUCCCAAUCAGUUUUCGGACUUGGGAACUGUAUGAGUAUCCACUGCUACCAGCUACAACCAAUCACAUUUGGGCAAUCAAAACAACAAAUCAACUCGAGAAACCUCGUUUUGUCAUCGUUGGAUUUCAAACAGCAAGAAAGAAUCAGUCGAAUCAAAAUGCAAGCGAGUUUGACCAUUGUCGCAUAAGAGAUAUUAAACUCAUCUUGAACUCUCAGAGUUAUCCAUAUGGAAAUUUGAAUCUCAACAUUACGAAUAAUCAGUACGCCUUGAUGUAUGACAUGUACACUAAUUUUCAAAGUGCUUACUAUGGAAAAGAAGCUGAACCGCUACUGGCUAAGAAAGAUUUUCUGAAUAAAGCACCUCUGUAUAUAAUUGACUGCUCCAAGCAAAACGAGUCAAUCAAGUCUGGACCUGUGGAUAUACGUCUGGAGUUUGAAUCAUCAGCACAGUUUCCAAAUCAAACUGCUGCUUAUUGUUUGAUAAUUCACGAUCGAAUAAUUGAGUACAAUCCCAUCAGCAGCACUGUAAGAAAACUGACUUAA